This is a messenger RNA of Linum trigynum, 210 nucleotides long. Lineage: Eukaryota; Viridiplantae; Streptophyta; Magnoliopsida; Malpighiales; Linaceae. The record is from the annotation of a GenBank genome assembly.
AUGGCUAUUGGGUUUCCAGGAAAAAUUGCUAAGCAAAUUCUUCGACGUUCUGGUUCCGGCGGCCCAAACAAAUCACCAUCUUCAUCAAGGUUUCCUGAUGACCUAUUGAGAAUGGCUGAAGAGGAGUUUGGAUUCGAUCAUCCAAUGGGUGGCUUGACAAUUCCUUGCCGGGAAGAAACUUUCAUUUUUGUCACUUCAAACCUGAAUUGA